Leptopilina boulardi is the source of this 4169-nucleotide messenger RNA. Its product is annotated as protein zyg-11 homolog B-like. Bases 361 to 2673 code for a protein of 770 amino acids. The transcript has 9 exons. The record is from RefSeq and is a predicted model, not a curated record. Lineage: Eukaryota; Metazoa; Arthropoda; Insecta; Hymenoptera; Figitidae. Gene Ontology annotation, cellular component: Cul2-RING ubiquitin ligase complex.
AUUCAUGACGUGACAUGGUGGAUUGUAUGAUCUAAAAAAGAUGUUAAUUUAUCAGAGAAAGCGUUUUAAUAAAAUUAGAUAAUGAUUCGUUUAUAAUUUUGGUGCUCUAAAAAUCUGCUCAUUAUUAAUUAAUUAGAACGUGAAGAAUAUAUUGUUUAAAUCAAUGUGAAUAGUUGAAAAUGUGAUUAUUUUCAUUCUUUUGACAGCUGGUUAACAAAAAAUGCGGUAAAAAAAGAAAAAAAUUUGAAUUCUAAAAGGAUUCGAGUAUCCAAGAGAAGUGAGCAAAAAAGAAAAUGAUGAUGCAUUCCUAAACGAGAAACAUCUACGACUAAAAAAAAAAAAAAAAACAACAAAACAAAUAUGUUCGAAUCACCAAGGAGCUUGCAGGAAGUCUGCAUGGACUUUAUCUGCGACAAUAUCCUUGCGUUGUGUGAUGUUCAUCCUGGUGAAACUGGUGGUCGACCCAACAGUUGUUCAUCUAACUCUUCCAAUGAACCUUCUGCAGGAUUUUUACCGGCAAAUACUUCAAACAACAAUGUAACCUCAGGUCUAUCGACGAGACUCAGUUUCAGAGAUCCCGAUACAUUCUUACCAGAAGAAAUUUCCGAACAAUUAUUAUAUAGUCUUUGUGAGCGUAAAGUUUUAUCAGAUUUAACAAUAACUUUAUUUGAUGCAAAAACAACGAGGCUUAGGCACGUUAAAUUGAAAAAUGCCUCAAAUCUUUCUGUGAAAGGUUUAAAAAUUUUACGUGAACAUAAAGUUAUAGAUUUAGAAGUUAAAGGUUUAAAAAUUGCUAUCAAUGAUCUUAUAGCUUGUUUAGGUACAUGGAGUUUACAAAAUCUUAGAUCAUUAAGUGUCGCCAAGGGGAGUUUUAUGGAUUGUUCAAGAUAUUGUGUUCUUGUGGCAUUGAGUAAUUUAAGAGCACUACAAACAUUAAAUGUAUCAGGAACAGAAUUUAAUAGACAUGGAUUGGAUAUUGUUGUUGAGGAUUUACCACUAUUAGAGAGUUUGGAUAUUUCUUGUACUCAAGUAGAUGAUAUAACGCCAUUAAGAAAAUGUAAAGAUCGUUUAAAAACAUUAAUAAUGUACAAUGUAAAAAUAAGUACGUGUGGACAUGUAGUUUCAGUUUUACUUAUUUUAAAUGAAUUGAGAAAUUUAGAUAUAUCGGAUGAUCGUGAUUCUUAUGUUUUUGAAAUGUUUGCACCAGUGAGAUCAAAAAUUACCGAUUUUCUCAAAGCUGUCCAUUGUAUGCCUCAUCUUGUUAGUUUAGAUAUAUCAGGAAAAGACGAAAUUGAACCAAAGGACCUGAAAAAAUUUAUUCGUGCUCAUCCAAAAUUAAAAUUCCUGGGACUUGUGCAUUCAGACGCAUGCUAUGAAGAGAGUUUAAUAAAUCCUUUUAAUAAAAAUUAUAAUUCUGAUUUAGUGGUAAGUGGAACAGCGACGGAAUCACAAAUUCUCGAAUCACUUAGAAGGUAUUCGUGUAGGCCAAUUUAUGUUCAAAAAUGUCUUUACAAUUUAUUUCGUUUAACAUCAAGUUCCGAUGAAGUGAGAGUUGAUAUGAUUAAAUUAGUUAUUCCUGGUAUGAAAGCACAUCCACAGGAAUUUCGAAUACAAAUAGCCGGCACUGCUUGUCUUUAUAAUCUUACAAAAGGUGAAUUGGCAAAUAAAAUUCAUCCCUCAGUGCUGAAACAAGUCGUCGACGUAACAUUAACGGCAAUGGAAUCUUAUCCGAAUCAUUAUCAAAUGCAAAAGAAUACAAUUCUCACACUUUGUAGUGAUAGAAUUUUACAGGACGUUGGUUUCGACAAAUACAGAUGUGCAAGAUUAGUAAUGAAUAAUUUAUCGGCGUUCAAUGAUUCAUCGAUGAAUCGAAUGUCGGUGGCGAUUUGUUCAAUAUUGGCGGCGAAAAUUUCGACAGUUGAAACAUCAAUGUUGGGAGCACAACCUCAAUAUAUGUCGAAAUUAUUAACAAUGGUUAGAUCAAAAGUUGAAACAACAUGUGUGGAUAUAACAAUGAAAUUUACAUUGUCCGCACUUUGGAAUUUAACCGAUGAAAGUGCCACAACAUGCAAAGUGUUCUUACAAGAAGGAGGAAUGAAACUCUUUCUCGAAGUGCUCGAUACAUUUCAAGGCGAGUCAAGUGUCGAAACAAAAGUCUUGGGCCUGCUUAAUAAUAUUGCCGAGGUUGUACCCUUGAGAUAUCAAUUGAUGCAGCCAAGAUUUAUAUCAAUGCUUUCAUCUCUCUUGGAUUCGGAGCAUAUUGAUGUGUCUUAUUUUGCGGCAGGUAUUGCUGCACAUCUUCUUAGUGAUAGUCCGGAAUCAUGGUCGAAUUCGUUGCUUCGACCAAAGAGAAUUCGUUUAUCAGAACAAUUGGCACGCGCUGUCACCAAUUGGAAAACACCACAAAGUGAAAUGGUUGCUUAUAGAAGUUUUCAUCCUUUUUUUCCACUACUUGAAUGUGAAGAAGUUUAUGCAGUACAAUUGUGGGCCGUUUGGGCUAUUCAUCAUGUCUGCACCAAGAAUCCGAAGCGAUAUUGCGAGAUGUUGAUCCGCGAUGGAGGUGUAAAGAUUUUGGAAACUUUGGAGAAGGAAAGACCUAAUUUGGAAACACAGCCGGACGUUCGUACAUUGUGUCAAUCAAUUUUGGUAACACUUGCACAACAUUCGUGCUAACAAAAAAAAAUAAUUCCGAAUGAACGGAAAGUACACUAUUGGUACGCUAGUCAAUUUUAUUCAUGUGAGAAUUUCUCCCUGCAUCUAGAAUUUUAUUUUUGAGUUAAAAUAGCGACGAAAAAAAAAAAAUUAUGCUCGAUAAAAUUUUAGCUUUUGCGUGAAUUUUCUUUUUUUUGAAAAAAAAACACAUUCUAGGUGUGGGUUGAAUUCCAUGUGUUCUUAAUAUUUUGUUCCGUGUCAAACAUGUCGCCAGAUAUAUAAAUUAUUCAGUAUAAAAAAAAAAAAUCUAAAAACUAUUUAGUAAAAUAUCCUCGAAAAAGCAAAUUUUUUUUUUGCUUUUAUGAGUUUUCACACAUAUACACACAAAAUGAUAUUAUAAUUAACGAUUCGGCCAGCGAUCGUUUAUCUAGGUUUUAGUUAUUAAAAAAUAAUUCCCAGAAUCUCAAUUAAUUUUGAUUGUAUAAUGAGAUUUUAUGUAAAUUCAAUGUUUUUAGGGUAUUUUACUAGCGACAUUGACUGUCAAAAAAAGAGAGAAUACUAGAAAACUAGAGAUUCAAAACAAUGUCCCGGUAUUUUUUUUUUAAUUUUAUUAAUUAAUGUUUUAAAAACAUUGCAAGUUUUAGAAAUUACAAAGUUUAAAUGGAAGUUUUUAAUUCUUUUUUAUGUUUUAAUCAAUUUUCGUUUUAUUAGAGAUUAAUCUCAUAUAAACGUUUACGAAUUUUUUAAUUUUCUUUUAAGAAUUAAAAAGGAUAAUUAAAUUUUCUUUAUAGAAAGAAUAAACAAUUGGUACAAAAAUAUUUUUAAUUUUGAAAAUUAUAUAAAAAUAAUUAUUUAAUUUUCAUUUUAAAUAAAAAAAUAUUUUAUAAUGAUUUUGAAAAUCUAUGAUUUCUAAAACGAAUUUUUUCGACAAAAUUUGUUACUGGUGAAAGUUACCUUAUAAAGCAUAAUUUUUUAAUUUAUUCAAUCCUAUAGAAGUGAUUUAACAGAGACCGGUUAAUAUUUUAUGAAUAACCACUAAUGAGAUCAGAAACUGCUAAAUAUGAAUUAAAAAUGAAAAGAUUCAUUUCGAAUUAAACUUAACUUCCUGUAAAAGUUCAAAAUGUUCAAUUAAUAUUAUUACUAUUAUUAAUAACUAGUUAUUAAUAAUAAUAUUAUUACUAUUACUAUUAUUACUAUUAUUAUUAUUAUUAUUAUUAUUAUUAUUAUUAUUAUUAUUAUUAACGUAGAUUUUGAAAAAAGUUCUCGUAAUUUUUGAUGUUGUUUUAGAAUUAGAGCAUAUAAUUAGCCAAGAUUUUACAAUAUUGAUUUUCUUUUUUCUUUCCGAAAGCUGGUGUCAAUUGAGUUUAUUCAUUUCCUAAAAACUGGUGUUAAUGUUUUAAUUUUUAUUUUAAAGCGUUUCAAUUUCCCAUCAACGUGGAUCAAUAUUGUCUAACGCUUCAGAGUUAAUGAAAGUUUAUAUAAAAAAUAGAAAAAACAAAAAAAGAAAAUGAAAACAA